Messenger RNA from Bubalus bubalis (water buffalo), 6123 nucleotides. It is a transcript of the gene SCN11A, whose product is annotated as sodium voltage-gated channel alpha subunit 11. The record is from RefSeq and is a predicted model, not a curated record. The transcript is spliced from 26 exons. Bases 1 to 5358 code for a protein of 1785 amino acids. Gene Ontology annotation, cellular component: plasma membrane; voltage-gated sodium channel complex; axon. NCBI's taxonomy places the organism in Eukaryota, Metazoa, Chordata, Mammalia, Artiodactyla, Bovidae. Gene Ontology annotation, biological process: sodium ion transmembrane transport; membrane depolarization during action potential; neuronal action potential. Gene Ontology annotation, molecular function: voltage-gated sodium channel activity.
AUGGAUGACAGGUGCUACCCAGUGAUCUUUCCAGAUGGGAGGAAUUUCCGCCCCUUCACUCCUGACUCUUUGGCUGCAAUCAAGAAGCGGAUCGCCAUCCAAAAGGAGAAAAAGAAGUCCAAAGAUUGGAAAGCAGCAGAACCCGAGCCUCGACCUCAACUCGACCUAAAGGUCUCCAGGAAGUUGCCCAAGCUUUAUGGUGACAUUCCCCGUGACCUGAUAGCAAAGCCCCUAGAAGACUUGGACCCAUUCUACAGCAAUCAUAAGACAUUUAUGGUGUUGAACAAAAAGAGAACAAUCUACCGCUUCAGCGCCAAACGUGCCUUGUUCAUUUUGGGGCCUUUCAAUUCAAUCAGAAGUUUGGCCAUUAGAAUCUCAGUCCAUUCAUUGUUCAGCAUGUUCAUCAUCUGUACUGUCAUCAUCAACUGCGUGUUCAUGGCCUUAGCUCAUCAGAAGAGCAGCAUUGACGUGAAAACUGACCAUGCUGAGUAUGUCUUCCUUGGGAUUUAUUUAUUUGAAGCAUUAGUUAAAAUAUUGGCAAGAGGUUUUAUUCUGGAUGAGUUUUCUUUCCUGCGAGAUCCGUGGAACUGGCUGGACUCCAUUGUCAUUGCAACAGCAUUUGUAUCAUAUUCUCCAUAUAUCAAUGACAGCAGCUUCAGUCUGUCAUCCCUGCGUACCUUCCGAGUAUUCAGAGCUUUGAAAGCAAUUUCAGUAAUUUCAGGUUUGAAGGUCAUUGUUGGGGCCUUGCUGCACUCUGUGAAGAAGCUUGUCGAUGUGAUGAUCCUGGCUCUCUUUUGCCUCAGCAUCUUCGCCCUGGUAGGUCAGCAGCUCUUCAUGGGAAAUCUGAGGUACAAAUGUGUCAGUAAUUCCUGUAAAGAUCACUAUCAAGAUUACUAUCAAGACUAUUGCUUUAAAAAGGAAGAGUCCACUGAAUUCAAAAUGUGUGGCAUGUGGAUGGGCAACAGGGCUUGUCCUGAACAAUAUGAAUGCAAAGAUAGCAAAAAAAAUCCUGACUAUAACUACACAAAUUUUGACAACUUUGGCUGGUCUUUUCUUGCCAUGUUCCGGCUUAUGACCCAAGAUUCCUGGGAGAAGCUUUAUCGACAGACCGUGCGUACCUCAGGGCUCAUCUCGGUCCUCUUCUUUGUGGUGGUCAUCUUCCUGGGCUCUUUCUACUUGGUUAACUUAACCCUGGCUGUUGUCACCAUGACUUAUGAGGAACAGAACAAGAAUGUAGCUGCUGAAACAGAAGCCAAGGAGAAGAUGUUUCAGGAAGCCCAGCAGCUGUUGAAGGAGGAGAAGGAGGCUCUGGUUGCCAUGGGAAUUGACAGAAGUUCACUUAAUUCCCUUGAAGCAUCAUCUUUUUCCCCAAAGAAGAGAAAGCUAUUUGGUAGUAAGAAAAGAAAAUCCUUCUUUUUAAGAAAGUCUGGGAAAGACCAGAUUCCAGGAUCAGAUUCUGAUGAAGAUUCUUCAAAAAAGCCGCACCUCCUUGAGCAAACCAAACGACUGUCCCAGAAUCUGUCAGUGGACCGCUGUGAUGAGCACGGAGACUCCUUCCAAAGGCAGAGGGCGCUGAGUGCUGUCAGCAUCCUUACCAUUACUAUGCAGGAACAAGAAAAAUCACAGGAGCCUUGCCUCCCAUGUGGGGAAAAUCUGGCAUCCAAAUACCUCGUGUGGGACUGUAGCCCCUGGUGGCUAGACAUUAAGAAGGUCCUGAGAACCGUGAUGACUGAUCCCUUUACUGAGCUGGCCAUCACCAUCUGCAUCAUAAUCAACACUGUCUUCUUGGCCAUGGAGCAUUACAAAAUGGACCAGAAUUUUGAGAAUAUAUUGUACACAGGGAACUUGGUUUUCACUGGCAUUUUCAUGGCUGAAAUGUGCCUAAAAAUCAUUGCUCUGGAUCCCUACCACUACUUUCGUCGAGGAUGGAACAUUUUUGACAGUGUUGUUGCUCUUCUGAGUUUGGCAGAUGUGAUAUUAAACCAUAUAGUUUCAGGAAAAAGUUGGAUAUCAUUUCGUUCCUUAAGAGUGCUGAGGGUCUUCAAGUUAGCCAAAUCCUGGCCAACUUUAAGCACACUGAUUAAGAUCAUUGGCCAUUCUGUUGGAGCCCUUGGAAACCUGACUGUGGUCUUGGCCAUUGUGGUCUUUAUUUUCUCAGUAGUUGGCAUGCAGCUUUUCGGCUCUAAAUUCAAUAACAGAAAGAAUAAUUUAAAGUCCUGUGACCCUGAAGUCCUGUGUUUACGGCGCUGGCACAUGGGGGAUUUCUACCACUCCUUUUUGGUGGUGUUCCGCAUCCUCUGUGGCGAAUGGAUUGAAAACAUGUGGGAAUGUAUGCAAGAAGCUAACCCAACGCUGUGCGUUAUUGUGUUUCUGUCGAUCAUGGUGAUUGGAAAACUUGUGGUACUCAACCUCUUCAUUGCCUUGCUACUCAAUUCCUUCAGCAAUGAGGAGAGAAAUGGAUACUUGGAGGGAAAAGUCAAGAAAACCAAAGUCCAGAUAGCCCUGGAUCGGUUCCGCCGGGCUUUUUGUUUUGUAAUACAUACUCUUGAGCAUUUUUUCAGGAAGCGGUGCAGGAAGCGACAUUUAUCAAAGCAAAAAGAGGUGACAGAAGGCCCUGGUGGAGAGAGCAAAGAUAUCAUUCCCCUGGUCACAGGGAUGAGAAAGGGCCCAGAGAUCUGGGAGGAGUUUGGUGUACUAACUUCUGUACCAAUGACCUUGCAUGAUCGGACUUGGUUGGCCCCACUUGCAGAGGAAGAAGAUGAUGCUGAACCCCCUGGUGAAGAUAAGGCACAGGCUGUCACACAACCUGAGGCUGGAAAACAGUGUCAGGCCAGCGAAGUCCAUCAGAAGAGCAAGGAUCUCACUAGUCCAGGAAUUCAGAGUGUGGAAAUUGAUCUAUUCUCUGGAGAUGAUCCUCCUUUGUCAAUACAGAAUCUUCGGAAGAAGUCUGAUGCUACGAGUGUGCUCUCAGAAUGUAGCACCAUUGGUCCACAGGAUCCCUUUAUGCGGGUACUUGAAAUGAUUCCCAAAAAGGAACCAGAGAGGUGUUUGCCCAAAGGCCUGAAUUGCUGCUCUCUAUGCUGUACUGUGGACAAGAGAAAGUCCUCCUGGAUCACUUGGUGGAGCCUGCGAAAAACCUGCUACCAAAUAGUGAAACACAGCUGGUUUGAGAGCUUUAUUAUCUUUGUGAUUCUGCUGAGCAGUGGGGCACUGGUAUUUGAAGAUAUUAACCUUGAUAAACAACCCAAAAUCCAAGAAUUACUUAAAUGUACUGACACUAUUUUCACAUACAUUUUUAUCUUGGAGAUGGGUCUGAAAUGGGUGGCCUUUGGAUUUAGGAAAUAUUUCACAAGUGUCUGGUGCUGGCUUGAUUUCGUCAUUGUGAUUGUCUCUGUGACCAGUCUCAUCGACCUAAUGGGCUUGAAGUCCUUCCGGAUUCUUCGAGCACUGAGGCCCCUGCGCGCACUGUCCCAGUUUGAAGGAAUGAAGGUGGUAGUUUAUGCUCUCAUAGGUGCCAUACCUGCUAUUCUGAAUGUUUUGCUUGUCUGCCUCAUUUUCUGGCUCAUAUUUUGUAUCCUGGGAGUAAGUCUGUUUUCUGGAAAAUUUGGAAGAUGUGUUAAUGCAACAGAUGUAAAAUCAGUCAUAGAUUAUCACAUUGUUGCAAACCGGAAUCAAUGUGAAAGUGGACAUUUCUACUGGGACACCCCGGACGUCAACUUUGACAAUGUGUUAAUGGCUUACCUUGCGCUACUGCAAGUGGCAACAUUUAAGGGCUGGAUGGAUAUUAUGUAUGCAGCUGUUGAUUCCACAGAGGAAGGACAACAGCCACAGUUUGAGGCACGUUCUUGCAUGUACCUUUACUUCGUAGUUUUUAUCAUCUUUGGCUCAUUCUUCACUCUGAAUCUCUUUACUGGUGUUAUUAUUGACAACUUCAACCAACAGCAGAAAAAGAUAAGUGGCCAAGACGUCUUUCUGACAGAAGAACAGAAGAAAUACUAUAAUGCAAUGAAAAAAUUAGGAUCCAAAAAACCUCAAAGGCCCAUUCCAAGGCCUCAGAACAAAUGCCAAGGCUUUGUGUUUGACCUCGUCACACACCAGGUCUUUGACAUCAUUAUCAUCAUCCUCAUUCUCCUCAACAUGCUGAGCAUGAUGGCUGAAACACAUAACCAGUCGGAAACCAUGAAACAUUUACUUGAGUGUCUCAACAUGGCCUUUGUGGUCAUCUUUGCAAUUGAGUGUUUCAUCAAAAUCUUUGCUUUGAGGCAAUACUACUUCGCCAAUGGCUGGAAUUUAUUUGAUUGUGUGAUCGUGCUCCUUUCUAUCGUUAGUUCCGUGGUUUCUGCCUUGAAAACCCAGGCCCAGAUUCCUUUCCCUCCAACACUGUUCAGAAUGGUUCGCUUGGUUCGUAUUGGCCGAAUCCUGAGACUUGUUCGAGCAGCACGAAGAAUCAGAACUCUGCUUUUCGCUCUGAUGAUGUCCCUGCCCUCUCUAUUCAAUAUUGGUCUUCUCCUCUUUCUGGUUAUGUUUAUUUAUGCCAUUUUUGGUAUGAACUCUUUUCGAAAAGUGAAGGAAGAGUCUGGAAUUGAUGACAUCUUCAACUUCCAAACUUUUACAAGCAGCAUGCUCUGCCUCUUCCAGAUAACCACAACAGCAGGCUGGGAUGCCCUCCUCAGCCCCAUGUUGAAAUCAAACAAGUCCUGUGACCCCAAGACAGAGAGCUGCCACCUCUCUACCAUAGCCAUAAUCUACUUCGUCACUUAUAUCAUCAUCUCCUCUCUCAUUGUGGUCAACAUGUAUAUUGCUGUGAUUUUAGAAAACUUCAAUGUAGCCACUGAAGAAAGUGAGGACCCUUUGGGUGAAGAUGACUUUGAAAUGUUCUACGAAGUCUGGGAAAAGUUUGACCCAGAAGCAACACAAUUUAUCAAAUAUUCUGCCCUUUCUGACUUUGCUGAUGCCCUUCCUGAGCCUCUGCGUGUGGCAAAGCCAAAUAAAUACCAAUUUUUAGUCAUGGACCUGCCAAUGGUGAGUGGAGAUCGUCUCCAUUGCUUGGAUAUUCUCUUCGCUUUCACCACGAGGGUACUUGGUGAGUCCAGUGGCCUGGAUAGCAUGAAAGCAGCAAUAGAAGAGAAGUUUAUGGAGACCAACCCUUUCAGGAAGUUAUAUGAACCCAUAGUCACCACCACCAAAAGGAAUGAAGAGGAACGAUGUGCUGCUGCUGUUAUUCAAAAGGCCUUUCGAAAGUACAUGCUGAAGACCAGGUGUACCUUGAAAGACAGGCCUCAUUCAACCCUCCAGACACUCUCCAAUGGAGACUUACCCAGCUCUGGGGUGGCCGAGGGCAAGGUCCAUUAUGACUGAGCCCCACACCUCCACCCACACCUCACAGCCUCCAAGCCUUGCCUCUGGCCUCUGAGCUCCAAGCCAUCCACAGCUCUGUGUACAAACAAGUGAACUCUUCGAACUUGGCAUUCCAUUUUUUUUUUUUCCUGGCUAAAAGAAAAUAUUUUAGAGUUCACAUCAAAGGAUUCUUAUAAAGAUAAGGGUGCCUGACUAUUACUACCAGUACAGUUUUAACAAAGAAAAAGACACUAGAAAGGUCUAUAGAAGACAUACUAAUGUGAGGAUUGAAGCACAGUUCAAAUUAUGUCAAAAGAAUAAGAAACAAAAAACACAUUAAAGUUUUAAAUCAUGUUUCCCAUGUGUUCCUGAGUACUGUGUCCAAUACCUUUGUUGGAUGUUUUCCCCAGUAAAAGUAUGUGGCUUAUCACAUAUAGCUCUUUUGCAUGCUAAGUGAGAAUUCAAAACCUGCCAAUAAAUACUCAUUGCAGAUUUUUUUAGCCAAUGUUGAAUAUUUUGAGUUUAUUUCAAACCUAAAAGCACGAUCAUGAUUUGUGUCAGUUACUACCCUAUCUUUCACUAGCUGCAAUAUCUGUUAUAUAUAUGUGGGGAAAAAAUAAAUAAAUAAAGCUUUCAGUUUGCAUUUCAUUCAGAUAAUACACUAAAAAUCCUUUUGUUUGGUGCUUGUGUGAGUAGUGGUUUAAAUGUGGUACCUAAGUUGGAAUUAAAGGCAAUAGCCAGUGGUAUGCUGAUAAGUGCAUAAUAAUUGCUCUUCAGGAAAAAAGA